CAACAUUUUGCCAUUGGAAAUGUAGCUGCGACUGCAACUGGCGGACUGCCACUUUCAUCCCAUCGUCAUCAUCUCCAUCACCAUCAUCUCCACCAUCCAUCAUCCAACGGGAGCCCGAGGCUUGGCUCCGUUGCGUGUGGGUCUGUCGGGCCUUUCCACCCACUGCCGCUCCCGUUUCGACUGGCAGAAGCAGCGCCGCCACUGGCGGAUCUUCCCGCGAACUACAACUCUGUCAGCGGUUCAGCAGCCCACCUUCACCUCGUCCGUCCAGCAAACCUUCCUCUUCAAAGGAUGGCCGCCUAUUCUGCUCAGCAGCAGGAUGAAGAGCUGGCGCGUCUGCAGGAGUUGUCCAACAAGUGGGAGCCCGAUGCCACGGGCCCGUUUGUGAGCGACCUGCUAGAUAGCACUGCUAUCACAGCUGAAUACGCCAAUGCCGAUCCAGUUUACCAGGUGAAGACUGCGUCUCUACCGCAAAGCUUCUCACACUACCGAACAUGUCGUGGCGAUGGUCAUUGCGGAUGGCGGGCGGUUGCCUUCUCUUAUUUCGAGGCCCUUGUCCGCACUGCUGAACCGUACAAAUUCCACGAAGAAGUCGCCCGACUCAAGUCUCUGCGCAACAUCAUGAAUGAUGCAGGCCUCCCGGAGGAUAUCUACGUCGACUUCGCGGAGGAAGCAUGGGUGCUGUUGGAUCGUCUGUCUUCGAUGCCCGUUGACGCAGGCCUGGCUACGGUGCUUGAAACGUUCAACGAUCCCAAUACCGCCAUGAGCAUCAUCACGUACUUCAAGCUCCUCACCAGCGCGUGGAUGCAGAAAUACCCCGACCAGUACCAAGGAUUUAUGAAUGAAAGCGUGCAAUCCUAUUGCAAAACCAGGAUCGAGCCGGCUCAGUGCGAAAUAGAGGAACUGGGACUCAACGCUCUCCUCGCCGUUCUUGUAUCACCAGCUGGCAUUGCUGCCGAAGUCCAUUAUCUCGAUCGAAGCCCUGGUGAUACCAUCAACGUGAUCCAGUACGGCUGGUCCGGAGCCGAAAGUCGCACGCCGCCUGCAAAAAUUCGACUCCUGUAUCGCCCGGGUCACUACGAUAUUCUGUACAAAGCCGAGGACCUAAUGGUUACGAAAUCGGUGCCAUCAGCGUCUGUGACCCAGGCUGCCCAGCAAAAUGUUUUUGUAGCACUGCAGCACGCGUCUACAGAGACACUGCAUCACAGGACUGCGUACCAGCCAGAGACGAUAGAGAUACCAGGAAUGUCGUUCUAUACCGGUCCACAAGCUACAUGGCCACAAGCGUUCAAUCAGUAUGACAUUGCCCCGAGCCCGAUCUCGCCUCCUGUUUCUUCGCCUCGGCCAGCAGUGACACCGACCUACCCCAACGUACCUGCUAUUCCAGUGCACGACAUGUACUUCCCGAGCCCACCUGCAUCUCAGGCUUCGCUCCCGAAUGUGGCACUUCCCCAUCAUGUUCAAAUCGAUCGUGGCACGCCUUUUCGGCCAUCAGCAUGGGAGUAUACGGCCGAGUUCAAUAACAUGCCGCACCAGUCUCUUUGCCAAACAUCCAUCUUUCGGAAUUCUCACUACAAUACUGCUCACUUCAACAACCCCGAUUUUGAGCCCGAGCAGUGGAGUCCCGACAAAGAAUACACAACUACAGAUCGUUCACGUAAGAAGUCAUCACACGCGUAGUGUAGCGAUGCCCAACAACAUAACCCAAAUUGUGUCAAGGCCAAGACAUCAAACUGCACAACCACGUUUUCACGCUGCCCUUUAUCUUCCUGACAGACUCAGCUGGUUCUUGUUCUUCGGCGGUUCAUAUUUAAGUGUAUCAGCGGUAUAACGUUUUCAAGCAUAGCGACGGGAUCAACGAGUCUUCUUAUUACGGCAAGGAUUUUUUUUUCUUCAGAAAAAAGUAAUUUUCCCCGUCUUCUCCGACAGUGGGUCAGUUGCAACCAUUUUCGUAGGUCGUGUACUAGCAUCAUUUGCUAGGACAUGGCUCGUUCGCUUAGAGAGGAGAUCCGGGCGAAAGAGGGG
Verruconis gallopava is the source of this 2025-nucleotide messenger RNA. RefSeq lists its product as uncharacterized. The record is from RefSeq and is a predicted model, not a curated record. Gene Ontology annotation, cellular component: nucleus. Gene Ontology annotation, molecular function: cysteine-type deubiquitinase activity; ubiquitin binding. Gene Ontology annotation, biological process: protein K48-linked deubiquitination. NCBI's taxonomy places the organism in Eukaryota, Fungi, Ascomycota, Dothideomycetes, Venturiales, Sympoventuriaceae. The transcript is spliced from 6 exons. Bases 292 to 1680 code for a protein of 462 amino acids.